AUGUGUGAUAACAAGGAGUACAAACUGGUGGUGCUGGGCAGUGGAGGUGUUGGCAAAUCGGCACUGACGAUUCGUCUCGUGACGGAUAAUUUCCUCGAGGAUUAUGACCCUACUAUCGAGGACAGUUACCGGAAGCAGACGACAAUUGACAGUAGCCCUGCGCUGCUUGAUAUUCUGGAUACAGCUGGCCAGGAAGAGUACACGUCCAUGCAAGACCAGUGGAUGCGCGAAGGAAAAGGGUUUCUGCUGGUCUAUAGCAUAACCAGUCGCAGCUCGUUUGACGACAUUGUCGCGUUCAAGGACAAGAUCCUGCGCGCGAAGGAUGUGGACAAUGUUCCGAUCGUGCUGGUUGGCAACAAGUGCGACCUGGAGGUGCAGCGGCAGGUGGUGGUUGAUGAGGGCAGGUCUCUUGCGCGCCGGUGGGGUUGCGCGUUUAUGGAGACGAGUGCCAAAGAGAGAAUAUUGAAUGAGGAGUGCUUCUACCAAGUGGUGCGUGAGAUCAGGAAAGCUGAGCGUCCCGCGCGCGUGGAGCGACCUCAACCUACCCAGAAGCCACAAAAGAAGUCUGGCGUGAAGUGCAACAUCCUAUAG
Messenger RNA from Peronospora matthiolae, 591 nucleotides. The record is from the annotation of a GenBank genome assembly. NCBI's taxonomy places the organism in Eukaryota, Oomycota, Peronosporomycetes, Peronosporales, Peronosporaceae.